AUGGUAGUCGCGACAUCGUCACCGUCUACGUCAACUGUACGUGAAGCUGUUGCUCGACCAGCUGGAGUCGGUGUUGUGAGAAAAUUGUCCGCACCUUGUAAUAUAGUCUAUAGGCAAGCUGGUACACCAUCUAAACCUGGAACACCGGUACGAACAACGAAACAAGUCAGGAUCUCGUAUCCGGCUGAGUCCGGUACAGCACAGCUGUUCAAGCAAACUGUACAUACUCCUGAUGGACCGCGAACGCAAGUUUUACGACCGUUCAUCAAUCAAUCUUCGGCAGAUUCUGCAAAAGAGCCGCAGAGGAUUGUAGUGUAUCGACAGAGUACGCCAGGGGGCGGGACCGUUCUUGUGCGAAAAACAUUUCCUGCGGGUACAUCAGUGCCAAGAACUGUGAAUGUUAGUAAUGGUGGUGUAGUAAGACGAUUUGUCACGCGAGAAGCAGUUGCUCGCCCCGUGGGCACCUCAGAUGCUUAUUCACGUGGAGGAGCAACGCGCGGUAAUGUCCAAUACAGAACCGCAGGCCAGUAUGUUGCUGUGUCACCUGCGUCGACAUCACAAUCACCGCAAAUUAUAAGAGGAGGAACUGUUGUCAGACGUGCAGUAGCAGCGAAUGGAGCAGUUCCGGGCACAAGAGUGACAAGGUAUGCGGCUGUUCCGGUGAGGUCGAGGUUGGGCUAUUCUUCUUCUUCACCUGAUCUUUCAACUUGGUCAUCUUAUUCACCUUCGAAUACACCUAGUAUGGCUGAAAUCGAAUCUGACCCUGUUGCCAUCGCAAACGGAGAAAUGUCAGAUGUUGUGUUUGAGCAUCAUGGUGCAUCCACGCAGAAUUUACCCGCUUACAGACAACAGUACUACACCGCCCAACGCAGGCCGCCUUUGCGACCAGGUGAAAAUAUUCGUCGGCCGCACCCUGCUGCUGUGAAUUCUGCUUCUGCCACACUUCUACAGCACAGAACAAUGGGGCAAACAGCUCGAAGAUUGCCUGCAGCUGGAGCCGAAGUUGCCGCUUCUGUUGGCGCUUUUGAACAUUUGGAUGUGAAGAGAAUGCUAUCUGGCAAUCCUGCUGCUGUUCCUGCUAGUAAUGUAUCGUCGCCGGCACCUACUGCUCCACCCCCGAAAUACUACACGAAGUCACAAAAAGCGAAGGAUGAAAUGCGACUUGCUCAUCAGACUGCUACCGAGAAACGCUCGGAAAUUGACGAAGAUGAGGAAAAUCUGGGUUACGCGGAGACAUAUGCUGAUUAUGUGCCGGCAAAACUUCGCUCAGGCGUUUCACAUCCGGAUAGCGUGGUGGAGACUGCAUCUUUGAGUAGUGUAGCUCCUCCGGAUGUGAAAUAUCAGAUUAGCAUCCCUGAAUAU
Cylicostephanus goldi is the source of this 1362-nucleotide messenger RNA. Lineage: Eukaryota; Metazoa; Nematoda; Chromadorea; Rhabditida; Strongylidae. The record is from the annotation of a GenBank genome assembly.